This is a messenger RNA of Ruditapes philippinarum (Manila clam), 1682 nucleotides long. Its product is annotated as Bardet-Biedl syndrome 2 protein homolog. The record is from RefSeq and is a predicted model, not a curated record. NCBI's taxonomy places the organism in Eukaryota, Metazoa, Mollusca, Bivalvia, Venerida, Veneridae. The transcript has 6 exons. Gene Ontology annotation, biological process: non-motile cilium assembly. Gene Ontology annotation, cellular component: membrane; neuron projection; motile cilium. Bases 111 to 824 code for a protein of 237 amino acids.
GACCACUUCCCAUAAUAUGGUAGUAAAACAGUAUAUCCAGUCUGAUCUAUUUAUUUUUCAGUUCUCAGUAUCAUGUGUUUGAGUUAACGAGACAGUUACCGAGGUUUUCUAUGUACGUGUUAUGUGGUGAAGAUCAGCAAGAAGCCAAGGGCACCUGUACCUUCCAAGUUAAUGAACGUGUACAAAGAAUUGUUAUGUGGAUAAAUCAGAAUUUUCUUCUACAAGAUGAUGUACAGGUGGACGCUGAUGGAAGUAUCAACUUUGCUUUCUUAUCUUUACGAGCCACUGGACCCUUCCAUUUUAAAAUGGACACAUCCGGAACUGUGACAUUGAAGACAGAUGACAUGGAUCUGGCAGGUGAUGUUGUACAAGCUGUGGCCAACUUCCUCAACCUAGAAGAUCUACAUACAACCAUAGACUACCCUGAUGAAAUGGAGAGACUUAGAGAAGUUCUUGUUAAGGUAGAUGAGUACCAUGCAGUAAGACAGAAAUUGACGGCAGAGAUGGCUGAUCAUUCUAAUUUGAUACGUAGUCUUGUUGUACGUGCCGAAGACGCCAGACUUAUGGGAGAUAUGGGUAACAUGAAGAAAGGCUAUACAGAGUUAUACAACAUGAAUCGUGACCUGAUUAAUGGAUACAAGAUAAGAUGUGGUAAUCAUCAAGAGUUACUGGCCGCACUUAAACAAGUUAACCUGAUCAUACAAAAAGCUGGCAGAAUGAGAGUCGGGAAGUUUAAGACUCAAGUUGUGAACGCGUGUCGAGCUGCCAUUAAAAGCAACAACGUAAAUGCACUUUUCAAGAUCAUAAAAACUGGAGGAAGCUGAGUGAUAUUUUGUGACAUAUCAACAAAACUGUUUACGUAUAUUUAUACAGACGUGACAUUUUACAUUCCGUCCAUAUCAUGAAAUAAUAAAAUGAUAAACAAUUUUAUACUGUACUGACAGAGAUAGUGAUUCAUACAUAUAUAUAUAUAUAUUGAAAUACUUUUACCGUAUAAAAGUGUGUUUAAGUCAGACUUGUGUGAAAUAUCAGUAUCUAAAUAGAGAGAACAGGAGAAAAAUUGGGGGCUAAAUGUCGGACUGGAGUAAAAUAUCAGUAUCUAAAUAAUUAGAGAGAAAAAAAUGGUUAUUGUUGUCAAGUAAAAUUUGAAAGGUUUUCGAAAGAGGAAAUAUCAUACACCAAAACCUCUGCAGAGCGACCCUCUGUACAACAAUAACCUCUGUACAGCAUUUACCUCUCUACAAUAUCAUUUCUUUCUGAAGGAAGACUUUGCAAUACAUUAAACUUCUCUACAACAACACCUCUCAUCAACAUCCAAAGUCUUGGUCUCAUGACGGAUGUUGGUACUGUGGUUGUACUGUACUUACAAUAAAAUAUUAUUAGUAAUUUUGUAUAUGACGUGAAAUCAGUCCCUUUUAAAAUCAUCUUUUGUAAACUUCCUCUUUGUUACAUUAGAUGUUUCCCUUACACUUAGUUUAAGUUAUUAUUAACAAGUGCUCUUUUUAAUCAUCCCAAGAUUGUAUUAAAACUUGAUUGCGUUUGUUUGUAUGAUAUCAUUAUUUAUGUGUAUUGUUAACGUAUUUAUUUAUAUGUUACUCUGUGAUAUAAGUAAGUUAUUAAUGUUUCUGAAAACAAAAAAUUGUAAUGUGUCCUGGCAAUUGAUAAUAAACUGAAGGAAAAUU